Lactuca virosa is the source of this 2650-nucleotide messenger RNA. The record is from the annotation of a GenBank genome assembly. Lineage: Eukaryota; Viridiplantae; Streptophyta; Magnoliopsida; Asterales; Asteraceae.
GUCGUCGCUUUUUAUCACAAAUAUAUUAUCGUACACUUUUUUAGUGAAGGGAACAGCUUUCAAGGAAAAAGGUGGUACGCUCUUUGUAGGGGAAGAGUGAGUGAAAGAACAAUGGUAGUGUUGAUGAGUCAUCGUCGUGUCCAUCCUCUGUCAGAUUCCCUUCUCCUUUUCCAUUAAAUCACCGUCAAAAAAAUCCCGAUUCCUAAUCCUUUUCAAAAGUGAAUCGAUUCCCAGAUAUUCUAAUCAUUCAAUUUCCCAAUGUUAAAGUCCUCCUCUCAGUUCAUCCUCUGGAUUUCAACUACUUUUGUUGACAGCAAAUCCACCUUUUUCUCCCAAUUUUUAAUCUGGAUUAUCACAUUCUGUUUUUUCCUCAAAAACCCAACUCGUUUUGCCUCUAAAUUAGGGUUCUUCGUGUUUCUCUGUUAACAUUUCGUGGUUUAAGUAGAAGUAAAAGAACAUAAUUCAGAUUUUCUCCUCUUUGUUCUUCAUUGCAUAUCGUUUCUGGGUUUUCGUUUCACUAAUGCUGGAGUGAAAUCGUUGAUUUGAAAAAUGGGGAUUUCGAAUUCAAAAGCAGAGACAUGUGAAGCUUUGCGAUUAUGCAAAGAGAGAAAGAAGUUCAUCAAACAAGCAAUUGAUUCAAGGUACAAUUUAGCAGCAGCACAUGUUGUUUAUGUUGAAUCCCUUCAAAACAUAGGAAUUGCCCUUCGUAAAUUUGCAGAAAGAGAAGUAAUCUUAGACUCAUCUUCAAUCACAUAUGCCGAGAAACCCCCACCCCCACCGCCAUCUCCACCACAGAUUGACCACAAUGGUGCCACCGGUGGGGGUGGCGACCAAUCGGAUUCUCCAUCUCCAUCUCCGCUGCCAGAUGUGAGCUUAAAUUACAUGAAAUCAAGUGGGGCUGGUGUUGUAACUGUUAAUGUAAACCCAUCGAAGAGUAGUAAUUGUAAUAAGAUUUAUGUAGACGAUGUUGAAAAUCCGUCAUUCACAAUGUCGCCACCGCAGCCGCCGCCUCCUCCUCCUCGUUUUUCUUGGGACUAUUUUGAUCCAACAGAGGGAAGCUUUAGAUUUAUGAGUCAGGAACGAUUUCAAGUUAACUCCGUUGAUACAAAUGUCCAUGAUCAGUUCCCUGAUCAAGAUGCCGAUUUGGGAGAAUUCAAUACGCCUCCUGAAUCAGUGAAAAAGGAUCAAAAUCCGCAUUUUGAUGAUAACAAUUUGGUUGCUAAUGAAGCAAACGGAGUCGCUGAAAAUGAAUGUGAUUUGAACGAUGGUUGUUUGAGUGAGGAAGAAACAGAGGAUACUUCAGAGCUCGUUGUUCAUGGAAGUAAAGAUUUUGUUUUAGGCAUCAAAGAGAUCGAGAAUCACUUCAUUAGAGCAUCGAAAGCAGGAAAUGAAGUUUCAAGAAUGCUCGAGGCAAAUAAGAUUCAAUUUAGCUAUUCAGACGCCAAAGGUAACUCAACUUCAACAGGAUCUUCUUUGGCACUCCUAACUUGUUUUAGAGGCGAAACCUCACUCGUGUUGCAUGAACCUCAACAAACAGCAAAAGUAAUUACAUGGAAGCGAUCAAUGUCUUCACGUUCAUCAUCAUCAUUGCAUCCUCCAAGCACACCAACAAAAAAUGAUAACGAAAAUAAUUUCAUGGAAGAGUUUUGCAUGAUUGCAGGAAGCCAUUCUUCAACUCUUGAAAGAUUGUAUGCUUGGGAAAGAAAGCUUUAUGAUGAAGUGAAGGCAAGUGAAUCUAUUAGGAAGGAGUAUGACCGAAAGUGUGAUCAACUUAGACAUCAAUUCGCGAAGGAUCUUAAACCUCAUGUGAUUGAUAAAACUCGAGCUAUGACUAAAGAUUUGCAUUCGCGUAUUUGGGUUGCAUUACAUACGGUUGAUUCUAUAUCAAAACGGAUUGAGAAAAUAAGAGACGAAGAGUUACAACCGCAACUUGUGGAACUAAUUCAAGGAUUAAUCAAAAUGUGGAAAUCAAUGCUCGAAUGCCACCACGCCCAACACAAAACAAUCUCAUCUUCUCACCAUUUCACCAUUUCAAGAACACAAAUUCACCAAAACGAAUCCAAGAACCAGAUUCUAAUCGAGCUACAACACGAGAUCGAAUGCUUUGCAUUAAGUUUCACAGAUUUAAUAAAAUGCUACACUUCAUACAUAAACUCAAUCAACAAUUGGCUCCAAAACUGCAUCACCCAACCAAAAGAACGAGCCAAGAGCCGAAGAGUCUUCUCACCCCGACGAGCCGUGGCUCCACCGAUUUUUGUAAUCUGUCGCGAUUGGUUAGCCGGGGUUCGAGCCCUACCGGCUCAGAAGCUUAGUGAUGCCAUUAAAGACUUGGUGUCUCAUGUUCAUCGAGUUUCUAUGGAAGAAUUUGAGAAGAAAGAGAUGGAUGUUGAGAAUGGUGAGGUUAUGGGGUUGGAUUUGAGCAAGAUUCAUGUGGGUUUGACUAAGGUUCUUGAUCGUUUGACUAAAUUCUCUGAAGAAUCUUUGAAGAUGUAUGAAGAGAUUAAAGAGAAUAGUGAGACUGCUGGAAGUGUUUAUUUGAAUUAUCGGCCACCGAUGAGGGCUUUUAGUGUAUGAUGAAUGUUUUUUUGAUCGUUUUGUUAUGAUGCGAAGUGUUUCGUGAAGGAAGAAGGGCAUAAGGUGUUUAUCCUUG